GACAGUAGACGGCACUGACUCACGCAGCACGUUGUUCGACUCUUUCAGACCUGCAGCUGAAAACCCGACGGGAGAACGAGGAGGAUAAAGACACAAUAAGAACUUUUAUCCUGUUUUUCUUUCCUUUCGAAGGGGAUAUUAUCUUUGAAAUUCUUUCUGGACACCAUCAUUUUAACUCUGAGCUCUAAACAAAGUCAGAAUGUGUUUUAGUUAUUCAUAAACACCAGAUGGCGGUGAUUUUAAAUGUUAUUUGAGAGAGUGUUGGGACGGGAGCAGGUGUUUUUCCCCCACUCCGUCGCUCAAUUACUCCAAAAAGCUGCAGAAGAUUUUUUUUUCGUUUGUCCUCAAUUUUGACAAAUUUAAUUCUCUCUAGCCGAGCCAUUUCAUCUCCUGUUUUUCUUCCACCACCAAUCGCCUCCACUUAAAGCCAGCCACCGAGGGGACAAGAGUACAGUCUGCCUGCGAGCGGUCAAAGGAAAUCAAAACAAUCUGCUGAAGGAUGCUACUUCAAUAGACAGUCCUAACAGCCGCUGUCAAUAUGUUCAGGCGAGGUUAUGGCGGGGUGGAGUUGCUGCUGGUGCUGUGGGGCCUGGAUCUCUCUAUGCCCUGCCCCCGCCACUGCAUCUGCUACACUUCACCUAGCACCGUUUCCUGUCAGGCUCACAACUUCCAUGCCGUGCCUGAGGGCAUCCCAGCUCAGAGUGAGCGUGUCUUCUUGCAGAACAACAAGAUCCAGCGGCUGCUCCGCGGCCACUUUUCGCCCACCACCACCAUGCUGUGGCUUUACUCCAACAACCUCUCCUACAUACAGCCAUCCACGUUUCACGGCUUUGACCGGCUGGAGGAGCUCGACCUGGGGGAUAAUCGGCACCUAAAGGCCGUCGCCUCAGACACCUUUAUGGGUCUGGGUCGGCUACACGCGCUGCACCUGUACCAUUGUGGCCUAAUCAGUCUGCCUCCAGGGAUCUUUGCUGGUUUACAUAAUCUUCAGUAUCUCUACCUACAGGAUAACCAAUUAGAGUUCUUAGAGGACGAUUUAUUCAUCGACCUCCUGAACCUAAGUCAUCUCUUCCUGCAUGGGAAUCGGCUUUGGAGUCUUCGCCAGAACACUUUCCGAGGAUUGGGCGUCUUGGACCGACUUCUUCUGCACCAGAACCGAAUCCAGUGGGUUGAUCGGCAGGCUUUCCAUGACCUUCGGCGUCUCACCACGCUCUACCUGUUCAACAACUCCAUCACUGAGCUAUCUGGUGGCACCCUGAUGCAGCUGCCGGCCUUGGAGUACCUGCGUCUAAAUGACAAUCCCUGGGAAUGUGACUGCAAGGCGUUAUCCCUCUGGGACUGGCUGCGAAGGUUUAGAGGCUCCACAUCCUCUCUGAUCUGCGUUUCACCACCGGAGUUGGCAGGAAAGGAUAUGAAGAUGGUGAAGAAGGAAGAGCUACCCAACUGCUUGUUGAACGAGGGUCACAGAAGAGGUAACUCUGGAGGGGAGAUGGAGCAUGGAGACUCUUUAAACCACCUAAACCGCCACAGAAUCCAUCACAACCAUCAUCAGCGGCCGUACCUGCCGCAUGGGGACCAGUACAGCUUGCCUUCGCCCUCACCCCUGCCGCGUCCACCGAAGGGAAGCCGCAAAAACUGUACCCGCCGGGGCCGCAAGGGAAAAGGGGGGCUCAAUGAGGUACAGGUACUUCAGGAGGGGGAUGAGAAGGACUACUCUCCAGAUGGAGGUAAAUACGAUAUGUCUGCAUCCUCAAGAAGGAGAAACAAGUGCAUCCCCAGAACUUCUGUUGGUCCACCAAGUGGAGUCCAGAGAGCUAAUAACACUGGAUCCCAUGCAGCAGCAUUUAUUCCCUAUUUGUCAUCAGCUCUGUUUCUGUCAAUCUAUUUUGUGAUCCUGCGCUGAAACAGAACCCAGACACUUAUGUGCUAAUGAUGCAACCUUAUUAUUAAUUCUCCUAAAAAAACAACAACACCCUGUCCUGGUUAUUUAUGGAGACAUGUGGACAACCAAGUGUGUACUUGAUACUGUUUGGGAACAUUGAGAAGUAUUCCUGCGGCAAAAAUGCAGGGAUUCUUAUGUGUCAAAAGAUGGAAGUCAGGGAGCACAACUCAGCCCACUGUUUUGAUGAUGUCAGCAUAGAAACAACAGGGAAACUUCUGUCUCUUUGGCAUCAGUCACUUCAUCAAAUUUAUGUACUCAUGAAAACUGUACAGCCUCAUAAAAUAAUUAACCAAUUAUUCAUUCAAAUUACAGUGAGAGCACACAGUAAGUAUAAAAAACAGUUAGCCCUCUUGACUCAGUAGUGCUCUCACAGCACAGCCUUGAUCUGUCACUCACACUAGGACAAAGACAGUCAUUUAAAGCUGUCUCUUUGCUCACUCAACAGCACCUUAAGAUCAAGAAACAAAGUACCGCAGACACUGGUGGCAGGAAAAUGAGUCAUUGUGAAGAGUUUCAGCGAUAAUAGCUGUAAUCACUAUCAAUCCGUCAGCAAAUUGGCUCUGCACCCACGUCUCACAGCAGUUUUAAUGCACAUCUGUACACUUUGGCAUCUAAAUAAUACAGCUGAAAUUGUCACACAACAAUAUAACUGUCAGUUCGUCAAAGCAGUCCAUUCGAAAGCUAUCAUUUGUCCUCAACUUUGCAUACCAACCUAAAAGCCAGUCCAAGCCAACAAAUCAUUCUAAAAGCCAACUGGUCUCAUUCAGCAUCCUAGAGUGAGUGAAUAUUUCUGAGAAACUGUUGUGUAACUGUGGGUGUAAAGUGGAAAAAGAAAAUAAAUACUCUAAAGCUAUGUGGAUACGACAAAGCUAGAUAAAAAGAGUGCCUAAUGGGAGCCAGUUAUCCCAUGAACAGCAUCUGGAGGCGAGAGACAAUUUCAUUCACUCUCCAACUUCUCUUGGCUGAGCACUUCUCUGCAGACCAAGAAAAACCAGGGGAUUUAGUCUCAGUCAUAAAACUUCUGAUUCACUGAAAGUGAUGUGCACUUCUCUCUGUAAUGCAAUGGAGGUUUGUGUGUCAUUCAAAAGCACCAUUCAAUUCAAACAGUCACAAGAAACAGAUUCUGUGUCAGAGGUUUGAUCAGCCUCUGUUGAGUAAAAAGUAAGGUCAGAGUGUGUGACGAAUGAACGAGCUUGCGGAUCGCUCUUCUCUGAUUUGUUAACAAGGACUUGUUGAUCUUCAAGCCUGUUUGAAGAGUCGGAUUUUAUCGCUGCUAGGUCUGAAGAGAGAAAAUCCCUAUGACAUGUGGAGGCUAUGUGCUCUUCUCCAAGAAUUACCCAUGAAAAAAAACAAAACAAUGGGAUACAGCAUACCCUUUGAUAACAGUCCAGUUCGACGGCGGUCUUCUCCCAGAAAAUAAAAAAAGACCAACCACCUUCACAGCUCACUGCAAACUUCAAACCCGGGAUUCUCAUUUGUUUUUUCUCCAGACAUCCUGUUGCAGCUCACCUGAUGUCUCCACCACUCAAUUGAAAUAGGUGGAAACUGAUAAAACAAAUAAUAUAAUUUUCUACAGCAAAACAAAGCAUUGUUGUCUUUUGUUGAACUAGCUGCUCCUCAUAAGUAGAGAUGCACCAAGAAAUUGACAUGUGACAGGAAAUGGGCAAUUUUCAGGUUGAGUACCCCCAGUAGGCUACCAGCCAUUUGGAAACUCAAAUUUGAUUAUUGCUCUGUUUGCUCUCCAAAGAUCACUCAAAAGUUAGCUAUUUUCAGGAUCAACUUUAAAAAUAAGACAAGAACAAAAAAUAAGAGAAAGCACAAAGAUCGAAGAAGCAGCACUAAUUCUUUAAACACGUCUGUAAUUAUUUCUUUUGAAAGAGGGAGAGUUUGAUUUGCAGCUGAUAACAGAAAGUCUGAACAGAGUCCAGAAAAAUUGCUUCAUUUUAUCCUUUUGAAUAUUCUACCCUGGUCUGUUAUCUUGGCUGCCUUUUUGAAAUCUCAGUUAAAGGGACAGUUUGGAUUGUUUAAAUUAUCAGUAGCAGUGGUCUUUCCUGUUGUAGACAAAUGUCACAUCACUCCAGGUGAAUAAAUUCCCAAAAUGAGUCAAAUUAACCAUUAGUUUUAACUUAUUUUCUGAGGUUAAAAACAAUUCAAACAAAAAAUGAGCAAGAAAAACCUGUUAACAACUAGAUUUUCACAUUACACUGUUGUUGACGAUAGUGAACUGCAAAGAAGUACUUUCUCAUUGACCUCCUGGUUUAUGUCGCCCAGCAGUCAAUAGGUGGGAGGUGGAGUCCAUUGACUACUGCAGAUGAAAACCCCCUCAAGUGAGCCAGAGGUAGUAAGUGGGUAUUGAAGAUGUAUAGACUCUAACCUAUUAUCAGUGCAUCUGUACUGGUUUGUGCUCUAUGCAUAAAGGAGAAGGUGAAAAGGAAGAACGUUACUGCAGUUUUUCUAUCCUUUUGUUCCUCAGAGAUAAUUCAUCCACAUCAGGAAAACAGCACGUCUCUUUUCACUGUACAUCUGUAAAAAUUAAAAUCUUGCUUUUAAAAAUACCUUUGUGCUCAUGAUCUGAGUACCAUUAAAGAAACAUGAGCUGAUAGUAGCAUUGAAUAAAGUUUGGUCUAAUAUAAGUUACACUCAUUGUGUUUUAUAAACAUGUGGAGUGACACCGGAGUGCCAUGGAGGGAAUAACUUACUAAAAACUAUCUCUGUAAGGUAGUUCACAUUCUUUUACACAGAGAUUUUAGUUUUUUCAAGGUAGUCAUACUAAUUGGUAAUAUCUGAUGCUAAACACAGUUUAAAAUGUGAACUCCAUUAUUAUUAUUUUUUUACUUUGGCCCUGAAGUGCAAACUGCUUCAACAAAUCACUACACACAACUACAAAUUGAAAAACACAACAACCUAUGCAAAAAAAAAACAUGACAUUAACUAAGCACAAUUACAAAUUAAUAAAACACAACAAUAUUAGCAAAAAAGAAGAUGAAAUUCUCAGUGGGAAAACUAAGACAUUCCUGAUUGGUUGAUAUCACUUUUAACUUUAGAACCGGGAAUUAAUCACUCAAAAUAUUCUUGGACAGCGGCAGCUACGUAGACAUGAAAACAAGCCUCCUGAGUAUUCAUGUUUAUGGGUAGCUAUGUUUUCUUCUUCUUUUUUAUAAUGGCGGAUCAUAGACGCCUUCAAGGUGCAUACUGCCACCUACUGUAAAUGAGUGUGUAGCAGCAUUAUCAAACACCCAUUAAAUUGAGUUUUUUCUGGUAUUUUGUAUCAUGACACUAAAUCUGUAAUUUUUUCGGUAGCUAUAUUUGCGUCAUUGGUAACAUUUGUAUUUUCAACAAAUGUGCUAAAACCAGAAAAAUGUCCGGUUUUAAAGUCAAAAGAGGAAUCGCCCAAUCAGAGACGUCUUAGGUUUCCCACUGCAUAUCACGGGACCUAUUUAUUCUGUUUUGUUAAUGUUGUUAUUUUUCAAUUUGUGUCCUCUGGAGAAAGGUACCAGCACUCCUCAUGACCCCACAAAGGAAUAAGCAUGUUGGAUAAUGGAUGGACAGAUUUUUCCUUUUGUAGUUGUGUUUAGGGAUUUGUUGAUGUGGUUUGCACUUCAGGGCCACCAUAUGUUGUCUUUGCUUGAAAAACAAUCACAAAUCUUUUAACAAUCUUUUAACAUUUGGAGCACAAAAUGUGCUCCAAAUGUAAAUUAUGUUAAUCACUCUAGGCAGGAAGAUUAGAAAAAAAAACACCUUAAACACCGUUAUCAACCUAGAAACAGGAAUGAACUAAAAUCAGUGUCAGAUUUUAGCUUUACAAAGGUGGAGAUCAGAUAAGCCUCAAAAUUCUGACUGGUGCAUCUCUACUUAUAAUCAAAACAUAACACAAUUAUGACAGGUCAUUUAAAAAAUAAAAGCCUACAAAUUGUGAUCCGGUUUACAGACUACCCCAAAACAAACAGGUUCGUAUUGGACUCCAGAGGCAGGGGCCAUAUUUGUACCCCUGCUUGUGUGUGUUUCCUGCUGAGUCCCACCUUUUCGUGUCUACCUAUCUCGAUGUCGGGAACAUUGGGCAGCCUGUCACUAUAGUGUCACUGUCCUGGCAAAUAGGAUUAUAAGUCCCUAUACCAGUGAACUUUGUUUGUGCUGCUGUAAACCAAGAGGUGAUGUAAAUUGUGUCUGUUUAUUCCUGUGAGAAUGACUUUUAUAAUAAAACAAAAAUGAGAAAAAUAGAGAGAAGUGGAGAAGUGAGACUCUGUUGCUUCUCACUUGUUCCCAUGAAAAAUGUACAGGGAGCUGAAGGCUGGAACUUUGUUAUUUUUUUAAUAUUCUUAUAAUUGUUUUUUUUUUUGUGUGGGGGGUUCCAGGGGGGCUUUCAGUCUUUUUGAUUUGCUGAGUAACUCAAGAUAAACAGCACACUGCAGUGUCCUAUGUGCUUUUCUUCCUUAUCUUUUUCCUUACUUUCUAUUCGUCAUCCUCUUUCUCCAUCUUUCCUCCUCGUUUCUCUUUCCCUUCUCAUCUUCCUGUGCCGCCAUUCUCUCUUUUCAAUAAGCACACACAGAGACACGCACACAUAUUUGUGUAUUAUUUUUCUCUCUUCCUUUGUGGAGCCCAAAUGUUUUCUAUGUGGUUAUCAAACAAUGCCAGACUGAAGCUGUUUAUAAAUAACAUUAAACAGAUAGUGUC
Molecule: messenger RNA, 6613 nt
Organism: Gambusia affinis (western mosquitofish)
Lineage: Eukaryota; Metazoa; Chordata; Actinopteri; Cyprinodontiformes; Poeciliidae
Gene: rtn4rl1a
Product: reticulon-4 receptor-like 1
Exons: 3
Coding region: 539-1903 (454 amino acids)
Molecular function (GO): protein binding
Source: RefSeq, a predicted model, not a curated record